AUGUUGCGCGUUUACUCUGUCAUGCAGCUCGAGCACGUCUGGGCUAAGCCCAUGGAUGUGAUCAUUGAAGAACCUCAAAAGGUCAUCACUACCCCCUCACAUGCGGCAGCCAAGUUGUCAACAACUUCGCUGUCACCAUCAGCACCUGUCAUGAUCCAUGAAGAACCCGAAUCCUUUGAUGAAGAAGCAUCGUCAGCUGGUGCUUCCCCUGUCAGCCAUGAUGAACAUAUGCAUAGCGAUGUUGAAUCAAGUGUCAAUGAAGAGACAAUGAAUACCACCGAUGCCGAUCAUCACCAUCAUCAUCACACAGCUACUACAUCUAUCAAUGAUACCAUUGAGCCCGUUGCCAUGGCGACCCAGGAUGAUGAAAUUACCGAGGUGGAGGAAGAAAAAGACAACAAGGCCCCUGCUGCUGUUGUGGAGGAGCCCGUGGCGGUACGUAGCUACAUGCCUAUCAAGAAUGAAGAUUACAUCAAGGAACAACAACAGCUUCCACCCUCCCCUGUGGAUUCAAGAUAUAGCAGCAAACGCGAUAGCAAGAUCUCUACAUCAAGCAGCCCCUUGUCAUCUAUCGCUGAGGAGAGAAAGAGCCUUUCUGGUAAGGUGGCAAGUAUCCUUUCUCGUACACGUUCACACAAGAGCAACACCAUUGAGGAGCAUGGAUCAUCCUUGGAUGAAAGCAUUCCCGCACCACCACCUCUCACCAUGCCACCCAUGCCCAAGCCAAGCAAGUCAGCUCAAAUCCAAGCAAAGGUCACUGCACAGCGAAAAAGACUCUCUCGCACAAUCAAGCGUACCUUUUCAGUGCACAGCUCCUCCUCAAGCACUGCUGCUGCAAAGAACAAACGUGCCACCCUGUAA
Lichtheimia ornata is the source of this 861-nucleotide messenger RNA. RefSeq lists its product as uncharacterized. The coding region runs from base 1 to 861 and encodes 286 amino acids. The record is from RefSeq and is a predicted model, not a curated record. NCBI's taxonomy places the organism in Eukaryota, Fungi, Mucoromycota, Mucoromycetes, Mucorales, Lichtheimiaceae. The transcript is spliced from 2 exons.